AAUUUGAAAGCAACACAGCGAAGCCGAAAGCAAGAGAAGUCUCAAAGGGAAAGAAAUCAAUAGAAUCUGGGAGAGAGAAAACUUGAGAGAGAGAGAGAGAGAGAGAGAGAGAUUGUGGUAUUUGGGGUCGACGAGGUGGCGACCACAGACGCUGAAGAAGGAGAGACGCACAACAGUCGUCUCCAAGUGUUUCUGUCGUCGUUGUUGUCGAGCUUUGGAGGAGUUUUUGGCUAUAACACUCAAGAACAAGAACAAGAAAAAGAAAUGGCCUCAAGACCUAUUGUUCCUCUGCAACAGCCCGGAGGUGAAGGGAAACUGAAAAAUAUGCCAGUAGAAGGAAGGAAUAGGCGGGUUCUCCAAGAUAUUGGUAAUCUGGUUGCUAAGAGAGCUGUGGAAGGGAAGCCUCAUCAUGCUCAGAUUUCUCAGAACAAUGCAAAGGAACUGGCUAAUGCACAAGCAGCUGGUAAAGGCCGGGCAGCAACAAAGGUGGUUGUACCUAAGAAGAUUGUAAUCAAGAAGAAGCCCAUACCCGAGGAGGUGAUAGUGAUUAGCUCUGAUGAAGAGGACGAGGGUAAAAAUGCUGGUGGAAGAAUAUCAAGAGAAGGUUCUACAAGGAAGAAUGGAAAGACCUUCUCUUCAACCCUUACUGCCAGAAGCAAGGCUGCUUGUGGACUCACCAAGAAGCCAAUCGAGAACAUCGAUGUAGCCGAUGUCGACAACGAAUUGGCAGUAGUUGAAUACUUGGAUGACAUGUACAGCUUCUACAAGCACACUGAGUGUGCGAGUGUAGUGCACGACUACAUGGUUAAGCAGCCAGACAUAAAUGUUAAGAUGAGAGGAAUCCUUGUAGACUGGCUGAUAGAAGUUCAUCGCAAGUUUGAACUCAUGCCUGAAACCCUCUAUCUCACAAUAAACAUUGUGGAUCGGUUCCUUUCUGAGAAAGCUGUAUCUAGGAGGGAACUUCAGUUGGUUGGAAUAAGCUCCAUGCUCAUUGCAAGCAAAUAUGAAGAGAUUUGGGCACCAGAGGUCAAUGACUUCGUUUGCAUCUCAGACAAUGCCUAUGUGAAAGAACAGAUUUUGGUCACUGAGAAAGCAAUCUUGGAAAAGCUGGGAUGGUUAUUGACUGUCCCUACUCCCUAUGUCUUUCUUGUUCGAUAUAUCAAGGCCUCUAUUCCAUCAGAUCAGGCGAUGGAGAACACAGUGUAUUUCCUAGCUGAACUUGGUUUAAUGCACUAUCCUACAAUAAUUUCGCACUGCCCUUCCAUGAUUGCUGCCUCUGCUGUAUAUGCUGCAAGAUGUACACUUGAAACGACCCCUUUCUGGACUGAAACUCUAGAGCACCACACAGGCUACUCGGAAGAUCAACUAAAGGAGUGCGCAGAGGUCUUGGUGAGCUUACAUUCAGCAGCUGAAGAGAGCAAGCUGAAAGCAGUGUACAGGAAAUUCUCAGGUUCGGAUAGGGGCACUGUGGCUCUUCUCACGCCAGCCAAAAGCCUUUCAAGCAAACCAUUGAACUCCUUCUCAAGUUAGAUAGUUUGAUGGCACUUGUGCCACUGGUGUGUUAGAUGUGAGACAGUGUUGAAUAGGGGGAGAUCAUUUUGCUGUUAUGAUCAGUAUAGCUUUCAUUGUUGUUAUAUAAUCAUCUUCUCUAGUAGCUACAAAAACAAAGUGUUGACUUCGAGUUUUUUUUACAGUCAUUACUAAAAUUGAGCUUCAUUUGUGAUCAUUUUUCUAUACUAAUAGAAG
Molecule: messenger RNA, 1746 nt
Organism: Alnus glutinosa
Lineage: Eukaryota; Viridiplantae; Streptophyta; Magnoliopsida; Fagales; Betulaceae
Product: G2/mitotic-specific cyclin S13-7-like
Exons: 8
Coding region: 265-1530 (421 amino acids)
Biological process (GO): regulation of cyclin-dependent protein serine/threonine kinase activity; mitotic cell cycle phase transition
Cellular component (GO): centrosome; cytoplasm; nucleus
Molecular function (GO): cyclin-dependent protein serine/threonine kinase regulator activity
Source: RefSeq, a predicted model, not a curated record